This is a messenger RNA of Dalotia coriaria, 781 nucleotides long. RefSeq names its product transcription initiation factor TFIID subunit 7-like. Gene Ontology annotation, molecular function: RNA polymerase II general transcription initiation factor activity. Gene Ontology annotation, cellular component: transcription factor TFIID complex. The record is from RefSeq and is a predicted model, not a curated record. NCBI's taxonomy places the organism in Eukaryota, Metazoa, Arthropoda, Insecta, Coleoptera, Staphylinidae. Gene Ontology annotation, biological process: transcription initiation at RNA polymerase II promoter; RNA polymerase II preinitiation complex assembly.
UGGCAGCACUUUUGUACAUGGCUGAUUUUCAAAUACGCAACUUCCAUCCUAUCGUGAAAACAAUUUCCUUCAACGCAGUGAAAAUGCAAAUCGAAAUAAACCCUCGCCCAGAUCGCAUAGAUCUCGAAGAUUAUUUCAUUCUACGUUUACCAGAAGAAGACGCUGCUUAUCUCCGUCAUCUAAUCAGGACCAAACCGAAAAGUAAAAGGAAGUGUUACCUGAAGUUGGACGAACAAUUCAAAACUGGAUGGUUGCGCCUCAACAGGAAAAUCCUUUCCGGACAAAUGGUUCAUCUACCAACGAUCACGGAUGUCUGUAAAUCCACAAACGGCAUGACCAUCUACAAAACAGGCACCAUCUCGCAAAUGUUCGUCAUCGACGGUGAUAAAACUUUGUUGAACAUCAAACAUGAUAAUUGGCCGCACGGUCUUACAAAACCUUUAAAGAAUGUCCGAAAACAACGAUUCCGCAAGACAAUGCGCAAUGACGAGGAUAUAAAAGAAGCAAACAACAUCCAAACAGAAGUUACUUGGCUUCUCCGCACCGAUUACGAAGCAUUACACUCUCAUUACGAGAUUAUUUAUGAAAAAGUCUAUGAUGAAGAUGACAUCACUGAGGAAGCAUUGUUUGGUUCCAUGAGCGACACAGGAGGAUCAGAAGACUCCUCCGUUUGCGGCUCGCACUACGACAUUAUGGACUUCAAUUAAUCAUAACAACAACAAUCAUUUAAAAAUAUGGUACUUUAAGUUGUUUUCUGUUUCUUUUUCUUCUUUUUCUGGGG